GAUAUGACUCUACUCACAACAAGAACAAAAGCCCUAGAUAACAUUAUUGAACAUCAUGGAUUCCAAUGAUCCAAAGCUUCACAUAGCGAUGUUCCCAUGGCUAGCCUUUGGCUACAUGAUCCCAUACCUAGAGCUUGCCAAGCUCAUUGCCCAAAAAGGCCACCAAAUCUUCUUCAUCUCCACUCCAAGAAACAUCGAACGUCUCCCACAGCUCCCUCCGAAUCUCUCGUCGUUAAUCACCUUCGUCAAGCUCCCGCUGCCCCGCGUAGAUGACGACUUCCCAGAAGCCGCGGAGGCCACCACAGACCUACCUCAGAACAAAGUCAUGAAGCUUAAGAAUGCCUAUGAUGCUCUCCAACAACCCCUCACUCAUUUCCUAGAAUCUUCCAACCCAGAUUGGCUACUCUUCGAUUUUGCAGCUUAUUGGGCCCCAACUACUGCCCGUAACCUUGGCAUACCAUGUGCAUUCUUUAGCAUAUUCAUCGGAGCAUGCUUAGUUUUCCUCGGGCCCACUUCCCCGGAAAUAUCUCCGGAUUAUCGUAAGAACCCGGAGGAUUACACGGUCCCACCCAAGUGGGUCCCCUUCCCGUCCAACGUUGCAUUUCGUUUGUUUGAGGUUGGCAAAGUUUACAUCGACAGCAUUACUGGCGACGAAAGCAAUGUUUCAGAUGUUUAUCGGAACAUGGAGGGGAUGAGGGGCUGUGAUAUAAUUGCAAUAAGAGGUUGCAUGGAAUUUGACACUGAAUGGCUGCGUUUAUUACAAGAUAUUCACCGGAAACAGGUUUUACUGGUUGGUCAACUUCCCACUACAAAUUAUGAGGAGAAUGAUAGAUGGGGGUCAAUGAGCCAGUGGUUGGACCGAAAACCGAAAGCAUCGGUUGUGUACGUGGCUUUUGGGAGUGAGGCCAUGCCGAGCCAAGAGGAAAUUACUAGGAUAGCCUAAGGGUUAGAGCAGUCUGCGCUGCCAUUUAUUUGGGUGUUGAGAACCAAUCUGGUUAAGUUGCCUGAGGGUUUUGAGCAAAGGAUAGAAGGGCGUGGACUGGUUUGCAGGAGCUGCGCCCCGCAGUUGAAGAUUUUGGGUCAUGACUCGGUUGGGGUGUUCCUGAGUCACUCCGGUUGGAGCUCGGUGGUGGAGGCGUUUGACUUUUGGUAGAGCUCUUGUGUUGUUGACCAUGUCCAAUGACCAAGGGUUGAAUGCAAAGUUUACCAGCGACUCGGUGGCUGAGUUGCUCAAGUUGGUGAUAGAGAUGGAGGAGGGGAAGAUUUACAGAGACAAGGCUAAGGAGUUGAAGCCGUUGUUUGGAGAUAGAAAAAAGCAAGACAUGUACGUGCAUAAUUUUCU
Prunus dulcis (almond) is the source of this 1342-nucleotide messenger RNA. Its product is annotated as UDP-glycosyltransferase 91A1-like. NCBI's taxonomy places the organism in Eukaryota, Viridiplantae, Streptophyta, Magnoliopsida, Rosales, Rosaceae. Bases 56 to 943 code for a protein of 295 amino acids. The transcript has a single exon. The record is from RefSeq and is a predicted model, not a curated record.